AUGUGGGGCGCAAAUGCAGGAACCUUGUCAUUCAUGGUUGGCCAUACAAAGCCUACAGAGACCGACGUCGUGGGAAAGCGCGUUUAUGAAACGCUUUCACUGGCCGGGGUCCCUAGCACGAUUGCUUUCUGUGGCGGUCUUUGUAUGGGACAAGUGGCCAAAAUUGCUCAUAACUACAUCACCCUAGGAAACAACCUGGUCGCUACGGAGGGCAUGGCUAUCGGGCUCAAGUAUGGAAUCGACCAGAAAGCUCUAUUCAAGUGCAUAACGGAGGGAGCAGCCAAUUCGUGGGUGAUGGGCCUGGAGCAGCCCGUUCCCGGUCUUGUGUCCGAUGCCCCAUCUAGCAACAAAUAUAAGAGAGCAUUCGGCCCUGAAUUGAGUGUGAAGGACCUAACUAUUGGCAUCGACUCCGCCAAGAAAGUUGGAAUAAAUCCCACCGCAGGAGAGGCAGCCAUUGCAGCUUCCCGCAAAGUCGUGGCCGACCCUCGUACAAAGGUUGGUGCCAGACCCCAAACUGUUAACAAUCCGUAA
This is a messenger RNA of Penicillium salamii, 531 nucleotides long. Lineage: Eukaryota; Fungi; Ascomycota; Eurotiomycetes; Eurotiales; Aspergillaceae. The record is from the annotation of a GenBank genome assembly.